Messenger RNA from Trichophyton verrucosum HKI 0517, 1275 nucleotides. RefSeq lists its product as uncharacterized. Gene Ontology annotation, molecular function: hydro-lyase activity; magnesium ion binding. Gene Ontology annotation, biological process: carbohydrate catabolic process. The transcript has 2 exons. The coding region runs from base 1 to 1275 and encodes 424 amino acids. The record is from RefSeq and is a predicted model, not a curated record. Lineage: Eukaryota; Fungi; Ascomycota; Eurotiomycetes; Onygenales; Arthrodermataceae.
AUGGCUACCAUAUUUCCUACUAUUAAGACGGUCAACACUUUUAUUAUUGAUGGUGUUGGUUCGGGAGGCGAUUAUCACAAUGUAUGCUGCUAUCUCUUCUCAAGUGAGGUGUACUGUUUGUACAUUAACAUUUUAUUUCAGGUGAAAGGUGGACAUUGGCUCAUUGACUCUCCCAUUGCAACGCCGAUGGCACGAUGGGAGCAAUACCGAAGCUCUCGAACUAGCUGGGGUAUAAAUGUCCUGGGGUCCUUUUGCGUUGAAAUAGAAGCAACGGAUGGUACCAAGGGGUUUGCAACCGGGUUUGGAGGCCCCCCAGCAUGUUGGCUAGUGGCACAGCAUUUUGAAAGAUUCCUGAUAGGUGCAGACCUAGCUAUCUGGGACUUGCUGGGGAAAAUCCGCAAUGAACCAGUUUACAAGCUUAUCGGUGGUACAACCCGAUCCCGCCUGGAUUUUUACUGCACUGGCCCAGAGCCGGGUUAUUCAAAGGCAAUGGGAUUUUCCGGUGCCAAAGUAGCGCUCCCCUAUGGCCCUGAUGAAGGUGCAAGUGGUCUAGCUAGGAACGUGGAAUAUCUACAACAACAACGGGAGAAGGUCGGCCCAAACUUCCCGCUACGAGUCGACUGUUACAUGUCUCUGAAUGUUCCAUAUACAAUCGAGCUGGUCAAAGCUUGUGAGGCCGCAGGUAUCAACAUUGACUGGUGGGAGGAAUGCUUGUCCCCCGAUGAUGUCGACGGUCAAGCAUUGCUCAAGAGGGCUCAUCCAACUAUCAAGUUCACCACCGGUGAACAUGAGUACUCUAGAUAUGGCUUCCGAAAGCUUAUUGAGUCCCGAAAUCUAGAUAUUGUACAGCCAGAUGUUAUGUGGGUGGGAGGAAUGACGGAAUUGCUGAAAAUAUCUGCAAUGGCAGCUGCUUACGAUAUUCCCGUUGUCCCACAUGCUUCUGGCCCUUAUUCUUACCAUUUCGUUGUGUCUCAGCCGAAUUCACCAUUCCAGGAAUACCUGGCUAACUCACCUGACGGAAAGACUGUACAGCCUGUAUUUGGCGAUUUGUUCCUGAACGAACCGAUUCCUUCCAAAGGUUAUCUUGAUGUCAGUGCCUUGGAUGAGCCUGGUUUUGGGCUUAAGUUGAAUCCCGCUGCAAAGCUCAUACCCGCACGUUAUAUCCUUACCCCUGGCCCACAGGUAUCACUUCGCGACAAUAGCAUCGCUUCACGAAAGGAUGGAAAGCAUGGUAGCGAAAAUUCUGUCCCAAUAACCAAUGGGACUGUACCAUAG